Molecule: messenger RNA, 685 nt
Organism: Paramecium primaurelia
Lineage: Eukaryota; Ciliophora; Oligohymenophorea; Peniculida; Parameciidae
Source: the annotation of a GenBank genome assembly
AUGGUUUAUUCUUUAGGAAGAAAACAUCUUCAAAAUAAAUAAGAAUGUUUAAAGUGUUAAGAAUUCAUACGAUUUAAUUUUAGAUGGGAUUAGACGUUUAUUGAUCAGCUGUUAAACCAACAUCAGAUCAGAUUCCUUUAAAUGUUUGUAUAUUUUAUCGAUUACAACAUCCCUAUCUAAAGUAAUAUCUAGCUUCCAUUUAAUGAAUACAGAUUCAUGAAAUGUGAAACUUAAAAUUAUUUUCUGAAGUGUUGUGAUGAAUUAAAAUUAUAAAUGGAAAUUGAAAGGAAUGAUUUAAUUUAAAAUUAAAUCUAACUAUUUCUUUUUUUAACCAAAAUCUCUUUUGAGAUUGCUCCAACUAAUGGCAAAGAAAAGGAAGAAAUAUUAAUGGGGUCCUUAAAAGGUAUAAUAAGUUCUCUUAUCAAUAUGAGCCCAGAUACUGAACUAAUCGAAUCAUUAUUUAUGGGAGCCUGUCUACUUUACAAAAUUUAAGAUAUUUCUAAAAAGAGAUAAUAAUAUGAAGUUUUUUAUUAAGUAGAUAUGUUGUUAUGGGAAGUAAUAAAUUAUUUUCAAACCAAAAAAUACAGAAAUCUAUAAGAAAUAAUUUUACACAUUGAGGCAAUAUAUGAAACAAUAAUUAAACGUUGAAAAAAUUGGAGGGAACAUUAAAUUUGGAUCUAAAUGA